AUGGGUCCAAAAAACUUUUCUUUGAUUCGUGAAAAAUUGCGUGCAAAAGAAGAAAGAGAACCCACUCAAUCAGAAAUUUUUGUUGAAACUCGGAAAGGAAAUAAAGGAAAAGAGAUGGAUGCAGAAACUGAAAAAAUAAUUUCUCAACUUCAAAAAACAGUUGAAAAUGAGGAAAGUGAUACAGAGGCAUUUGAAGCUGUUUUUGGAAAGGAGCGUCCUGGCAGGGUACGUUGUUAUGGGAGAAACAUAACUAAAACUUCUUUAAAGCAAAAGUCAGAGAUCAAUGCUUUGAAAAAAGUACACAAUGAAGAAGUCUCUACAUUGAGGCACGAUUUUGAAGAUAAGAUUGAUAGAUUGCAAAAUGCUUUUAAGACAUUAAUGCAACAUUGCAAUCCUCAAAUUAAUAUGGAAUCAAUAGAAGAUUUGUUAGGAUUAUCCCAUAGAGAUGCUAAUAGUGACCCAAAGGAGAGUGGCCCACAAAUGCAUUCCUCUACUUCAACUCAUGCUCCAAGUCUUAUAAAGCAAGUCAUCAAUGAAGACGUUGUCGAGGAUGACGAUAUAAGUAACCAAUUUCAAGAGGAUGAUUCAAGUGAUGAGGAUGAAGUAGGUGAGGAACUUCAAGAGGAUGACAUAGGUGAUGAAUUUCAAGAGGACGACAUAGGUGAUGAAUUUCAAGAGGACGACAUAGAUGAUGAAGAGGAUGGUGGAGAUGACUUUUAGUUUGAAAAACUUAAAUGAGUUGGAUGUUGUUUUUUUUGUUUGUGCUUGCAUUAAACUUGAAGAAAUUAUGCAUU
This is a messenger RNA of Vicia villosa (hairy vetch), 794 nucleotides long. RefSeq lists its product as uncharacterized. The coding region runs from base 1 to 720 and encodes 239 amino acids. The transcript is spliced from 4 exons. Lineage: Eukaryota; Viridiplantae; Streptophyta; Magnoliopsida; Fabales; Fabaceae. The record is from RefSeq and is a predicted model, not a curated record.